Molecule: messenger RNA, 969 nt
Organism: Caenorhabditis angaria
Lineage: Eukaryota; Metazoa; Nematoda; Chromadorea; Rhabditida; Rhabditidae
Source: the annotation of a GenBank genome assembly
AUGAGAAGUUCAAUUGUUAUUCUUCUAUUCGGUCUCAGUGUAGCCUCGGCGUUCCUUUUCCCAUCAAUGGGAGGAGGUGGCGGAGGAUGUGGAUGUGGGGCCCCACCCCCUCCACCAUCUUGCGGAGGGGGCUGCGGCGCGCCACCUCCCCCACCAUCUUGCGGAGGAGGCUGCGGCGCGCCACCUCCCCCACCAUCUUGCGGAGGAGGCUGCGGCGCGCCACCUCCCCCACCAUCUUGCGGAGGAGGCUGCGCUGCGCCACCCCCACCCCCACCACCACCACCACCACCAUCUUGCGGAGGAGGCUGCGGCGCGCCACCCCCACCACCGUCUUGCGGAGGAGGAUGUCGUCUGAAAAGAGAGGCCGAAAACUUGGUAGCUCACGAUGAUGCUCAAAAAUGCAACAACGAGGAACUUCGUUUGAUCUUGCAAGACAACAUCAAGGAGGACAUCAAGGAUUCAGUUAAGACGAUCAAGGACAAAUUGGAGAACGCCAGCGAUUUUGUUGUUUCCUGUAGCGAGAAAGAAACUCCAUUCACCGGAGAUGCUGAUGAUUUCUGUCAAUUCAAAAAAGAUAAGGUUUCAUGCACAGUUUUGAGAAUCAAGACUGUUGAGAAAAAAAGAAGAGAAAAAGGAGGAAAAGAAGGUUGGUGACUUCAAUUUUUGAUAUGAAUUAGAAGAUAAUUGAAACUUGAAUUUUAGGAAGAAGAAAAAGUUGAAGAGCCAAAUAAAGAAGAAGAAAAAGAAGUGAAGAAGGAGGAAUCCACCGAAGAAAAGAAGGAGGUGGGUGGUGGUAGUCGGAGUGUUAGAAAUCCCUGGAUUCCCCCAAUUCCCAGAAUUCCAUACCCACAAUAUCGUUCGGUUAGAACGCCAUCAUCAAAUGUAAAUUUGCAGGAAAAUGUUGAGGAGAAAUCGGCACCAAAAGAAUUGGAGCCAAAGAAAGAUGAGGAUGAGACAAAGAAGAAUUAA